AUAACACCCUCACCCAGGUACCGCCCGGUAUUACUAUGUGCCUUGGCAGGCAAUUUAGCUGGGGAGAUCCAUCGCGGUACGGAAAAGUACCAGCGAUCUGCGUACCCAGCAGUAUCGUGGGUACUGUAGGCAGCCAUCAUCGGAUGGUUUGCAGUUUCAUAUGGCAUGCAGACCCCGUUCAAGGGUCCCAAUCAUGAAGGGAUCUCCGGUGGUGACGAAGCUGCCGAUCUCCGGACUAUCUCUUAGUCGGUCAAGUCGCACUGCCUCUUAAUCGGCUCGAGGUAACCUUUUGUGGUGGGUCGCGUGGGCGGGAUUCUCAUGGAACCAUGCCAUUCGAGCUUCGCUCGCAAAAGAAAAGAGUAAGCCUUGCAGGCAGAUAUGUUUCGUGCCUUGAUAUGCAGAGUAUCUAUUCAACUUCAAUCAUCUAGAUCAGUACUUGGGGCUGGGAGCAAGCAAGGCACAGCAAUCCACUUUAGACAACCAUCCUCGACAAUGAAUUGGACUCGUCUUUGCUUCGCCUGUAUAACACAGACUACUAGACCCCAGCACCGCGAUGAGGUGCGAGUCCAUGCUGGGGGCCUGGAGUCCGUUAGCCAAGCAGAUAACGCUGACGUACCUCUGUGUAGUGACGCGUGGGCAGUCAUCGAGUGAUCUUGGCUAUUAGUAUGAGUGCUUUGCAUCUAGGGAUUUGUAUGCAUAUACUGGUCAGUUUGCUGUUAGGUCUGGUGUGACGUGGAGCCGUAUGAGGUAGACACGCAUGAAUUUGAACAUGAGCUCGCAACACAGUUGCUAUAUGCAUGAUUGUGGGAGACCUACCCGAAACUAAGUGCUGGUCAGUCGGUGUUGCGCUUCGGUGUUGUCUGGAAAUAGAUCAGUG
Molecule: messenger RNA, 877 nt
Organism: Aspergillus welwitschiae
Lineage: Eukaryota; Fungi; Ascomycota; Eurotiomycetes; Eurotiales; Aspergillaceae
Exons: 1
Coding region: 379-651 (90 amino acids)
Source: RefSeq, a predicted model, not a curated record